Molecule: messenger RNA, 2070 nt
Organism: Marmota flaviventris (yellow-bellied marmot)
Lineage: Eukaryota; Metazoa; Chordata; Mammalia; Rodentia; Sciuridae
Product: intercellular adhesion molecule 1
Biological process (GO): cell-cell adhesion
Cellular component (GO): plasma membrane
Molecular function (GO): integrin binding
Source: RefSeq, a predicted model, not a curated record
AUGGAAAUGCUUCUGUUUGGUAUCUGGACCCUACUGACAUUGAUCCCUUGCCCAGGGGCCAUAGAAGAGCUUUUUGAGGUUUCUGUUUGGCCAAAUCAGGCCCUAGUGGAAUUUGGACAGUCUCUAGUGAUCAACUGCAGCACAACCUGCCCAAAUCCAGGACCCAGUGGAAUUGAGACGUUCUUAAAGAAAAUCCAGGUGGGCAAAGGGCUUCAGUGGAAGGAGUUUCUCCUGGAAGAUGUCACAGAGAACUCUGUCCUGCAGUGCUUCUUCUCUUGUGCAGGGAUUCAAAAGGAUACAAGCCUGGACAUCAUUGUGUAUCAGCCACCAGAGCAGGUGAUCCUGGAGCUUCAGCCUGCAUGGGUGGCCGUGGAUGAAGCCUUUACAGUGAAGUGCCAAGUGCCCAGUGUGACACCCCUGGAGAACCUCACUCUUACCCUUCUCCAGGAUAACGAAGAACUGCACAGAAAGAACUUUGUGAGCAUGACUGUGGCCUCUCAAAGAGCUGAGGUCACCAUCAGUGUCAGAGCCCAAAGGGAGAAUGACAGGUGUAAUUUCUCCUGCCAUGCAGAAUUGGAUUUGAGUUCACAAGGUGGAGGGCUCUUUCAUGGCAACUCGGCUAUCAAGCUACUCCGGAUCUUUGAAUUCUCUCAGAGCCCCCAGAUCUGGAUCUCUUCCCUUCUGGAGGUUGGGAUGGCAGAGACUGUGAGCUGUAAGGUGUCCAGGGUGUUUCCAGCCAAAGAAGUUAUAUUCCUCAUGUUCCUGGGAGAUCAAGAGCUGAGCCCCUUCCUCUUCUGGAGAGAGGACACAGCAUGGGCCAAUGCCACUGUUCGGGCCAUGGAGACUGGUGAUCAGGAGCUGUCAUGCAUUGUGUCUCUGGGUCCAAUGGAACAGAAAACAAGGAAGUCCGUGUAUGUCUACAGUUUCCCUCCACCCAUCCUGGAGAUAGAAGAAUUAUAUCCUCUGGCAGGGACAGACAUUAAUGUGACCUGUUCAGGCCAUGUAUUAACAUCACCCAGCCCUACUCUUCAGCUACAGGGAGCCCCAACCCUCUCUGCUCCUGGGGAGACUGUAUGGCUUCUACUUACUGCCAGGGAGGAAGAUGAUGGCCGAAAUUUCUCCUGUGAGGCCUCUUUGGAAGUACAGGGUCAGCGGUUGGUUAAACACACUGUGACACAGCUUCAUGUCUUAUAUAAACCAAGGUUAGAGGAAUCUGGUUGUCCUGGAAACCAGACAUGGGUAGAAGGAAUGGAGCAGAUGCUUACCUGUGUCCCAGAGGGAAAUCCAGUUCCAGCUUUGGAGUGUACUUGGAAUGGGAUGAUCAUUGACCUUGAAGUGCCACAGAAGGCAACCCAGAACCACACAGGCACCUACUGCUGCACGGCCACUAACAAGCUGGGCUCUGUCAGCAAAGACAUUGAUGUCACUGUUGAAGGACUGGAUAAAGGAGUCAACUCUACCCUCUUCAUCAUCAUUGUCGUCCUUGGAGUAGGUGGCAUCACCUUAGCACUGUAUUUAAACUAUCGGCCCUGCAAAAUGAAGAGGAAGAAAUUGCCCUAUAGGCAGAAAAAGUAUAACAAAGAAGAAGAAGAUAAUCAGUUUGCUGUUCAACAAGCAGAAAAGUGUAAUUCACAUAAUUGUUGACUAGAAACAGCUCUUUGGUUGACAGAAUUACUACUGGGGUUCCCCAGGGAGGGAAGAGUGGACAGAGGAGAAAGGAAGAAACAACAUGAGGCUACAUUACCCUUUGUGUUAUGUUGUCCCAUAAAACAGACAUGUUUCAGGCCCCCCAUGUCCUUUGUGUCCAGUCCAUCCACAAGUUCACUUUUCUCUUUGGGUUCACUCCAGUCAAUAGGAUUUUCAUUUUCAUUUUCAGUGUUCAGCUAGUGAGAGGGUCAUAGAAGGCAACCCAGAACCAUCUUUCUAUGUGCCUAAUUGCCUAAUUGGAUCAUUCUUAGAUCUACAAAGAUCCUGCUUUUACAUCUUCAUUCCCACUACCCUUUUCUCUAUGAAAUUUGCCUCAUAGGUUAAGGCUGCAAACAUCUCUGAAUUUCUUUUCAUAAGCAAUUG